Anopheles cruzii is the source of this 1165-nucleotide messenger RNA. Its product is annotated as trichohyalin-like. NCBI's taxonomy places the organism in Eukaryota, Metazoa, Arthropoda, Insecta, Diptera, Culicidae. The record is from RefSeq and is a predicted model, not a curated record. The transcript has a single exon. The annotation marks the transcript as partial.
AUGGAAAACGAGACAAACAACGACGAUGCACAAAUAUAUGAAGCAAAACAGAGUAACCAGCGCCCGUUUCAGUGUAACAGGCGCCAAAUCCAAAGUAUCCAGCGUCAAUAUCAACACAGCCAGGGCUGUCAAAAUAUUAAAUACGGAAACCAGAGAAGCUUCGUCUCUAGGUACGAGACUCAUCAGAAGUGUGCGACGACGCCCAACGCAAGUGCGUUUUUAAGUCAACAAGAGGUAGAGAAAAAUCGACAAGCCGAAUGGGAGGCGAAAUUUAAGUGCAAAUGGAACGAAGAGCAGAUCAGAUGGCAGCGCAAUCUCGAACGACUGCGCAGAUUGGAGGAAGACAGGAUCCGUCUGGUAGAGGAACAGCGCCGGAUCGAAGCCAUCAAUGAAACACGUCGUCGUGAAGAAGAAAAUAAACGUAGCGAGGAAAAGGCUCGCCAGAAGUUUGAAGAAAACGAAGAAAAAGAACGCAAAGAACAAGAAGAAACGGAUUGUCAAAUACGAGAAAUGAUCGAGGAAUUACUUAACGAUGAGAACAAAGAAAAGGAUAUAUCAAUCAAUGAUUUACAGGAGCAGAAUGAGGACCAGGAAGCAGAGGACUAUAGAUCCUUCACGAACAGUUACAGUAACGAGGAAAGUGCAACGAAUAAGUUGUGCCGAAAAAGUACAUGCGGAAAAACAGUAGACGCAGUACGAGAACUACCGAUCAUAUCGCCGACUGCAAAGGUAAAGAAUAAGAAUAGAAAAAGAAGUAAUAAGUCGGACACCUACGACGAGAGUAAAGCAGCGAAAAGGCGCGCAACAGCAACUCAUAGUGACGAAAUAGUGGAAAUGACUCAAGAAGCAAAACCAGCAGUGAUAGCCGCUAUAGCGAAAGAAGAUAAGGCUGAAACCAUUGAGUGUAUUAGCAAGCGACAACAGGGACGGAAAGAAGCAACCGGUGCCCUCACGACAGUGUACGAGAUCAAGGAGAACGAUGACUUAAACCUGGAAGGCGUUGAAGCAGGCGAUCAACCAUCAAAGCAGACGGAGAAGUUGGACACAGACUCGUUUCUACUGUGUCUUGCGAACUUCCGGCGGCCGCAGAAGCAGCCAGAGCAACAACCGUUGCCACGAUCGCAGCAACCAUCGGAGAUGCACAUCACAGACGAAAAGGAACAUG